AUGGAGGAGGAAAUUAGUUCUCAUGGUGUUACACUUGAUGAUGAUGUCAGCAAUUCCUUCCUUGCAAUCCUUGACCAAACCAACCUGCAAACCUCCCCACACAUGAGGCUAGUGUUCGAGCAACAGCAGAAGGCAAUGGGGACUAACAAGCAUGCUCAGAGAUGGCAUCCACACUUUAUUGAGUUUUGCCUCUCCAUACAUGCAAAGUCCUCAUCUGUCUACAGUGAACUUAGAAAAAGUGAAAAGAAUCCAGAUGGAAUCCUUUACCUUCCCCAUGAGAGAACAUUGUGUGACUAUCGUAAUCACUUUAAACCUGGUGCAGGUUUUGUGUUUGAAAACAUUGAACUUUUGAAAUCAAUAACAAAGAACUAUGAGGGACCUGCCAGAUAUGUUGUGUUGGUGUUUGAUGAGAUGAAGAUAAAAGGAAGGCUUGUCUUUGACAAACACUCAGGGAAAUUAAUUGGGUUUACCUCUCUUGGUGAUCCUGAUUUAGACUUCUCAACAUUUGAAGAGCUGGAAGUAGCAACCCAUGUACUGGCAUUCAUGAUUAGAGGUGUGCAAACAACUCUAAAAUUUAUGCUUGUGUACUUUCUAACACAAACAGUGGUGUCAUACCAGCUGGCCCCGAUUUUUUGGCGAGCAGUUGCAAUUUUGGAACUAAAUUGUGGACUUCAUAUUGUGGCAGCAACAAGUGAUGGAAUGUCAGCAAACCGAAAAUUCGUCCGAUUGCACAAGCAUAUCUCGGGUGAGGAUCCAGACGUGUUGCUGAUAAACAAGACUAUGAGCCUGUUCGCACCACAGAGAUCUAUUUGGUUCUUUGCAGAUGUACCACACUUGAUCAAAACGACAAGAGGUAUGAAAUAUUAUUUUGGACAUAAAAGAGUAAUUUAUGGUCCAAUCUGCAAAUGUGUCUUGCUAACCCAACACCUGGGGGGAGGGUGCAUGACAACCCCCAGUGUCUAUCUUGUCGGGUAUAUCCAUACAAUUUUGUCAGGUAUUUUGAGUGGCUUGGAUUAAAAAGUAAUAGUUGUAGAAAACAAUUUGAUAAAUUUACAAAAAUAUUACUGAAAAAUUUUAUUGUGAAAGUUAGUAAAAAAGUAUUUUUGCAAUUUUUUUACCACCCCCCACUCGCCAACAAUUUUUACACCGCCUACCAACAAUUUAGGGAAAAGAAAUAUUAACCCUUUAAGCGGCAAUGCACCUAGAUGCAUGCUACUUUAUUAUUUUACACUAAUGUCAUAUUAUUUUACUCUGUCUAAGUCUAACACCAGACAAUUUUACUCGUCAGGGGGAGAGUGCUGCCACUCAAUGGGUUAUGUUUGUCCAUUGGGAACAACUUUGGCCACACCCUUUUGUACAGGCAAAACAAGCUCACAUAACCCCCAGCCGUAAUACUGAAAUUUCGUCCCUGCACUCGAUACUUAUCAAGAGUUGCUGUAAUGGGUUAAAAAGAGUUCAUCAUUCUUAUAAAUGUCAUUUUUGCAUAUGCUAUUUGUAGAUGUAGAAUAGAUGUGUACUUGUUGGAAAUCAUGCUCCAGUGGCAUGAAAUAAACAGUAUCCAGACAUUGACAUAUAUUAAAUUUUGGGAAAUGGGUUAUUUAUUCAAGAAUCAGUAGCUACAUGUACAAAAUUUCUUAAUGGAUACUGUUAAAAAAUUACAUUUUAUGUCCUGGACUCCUGGUCAACUGUAUCUAAUGGUCUUGUAUCCAGAGGGAAUGUUGGAGCACGACGUAAGGAAGGAGAGUCGAGGUGGGCUACCAUCAGGGAUGAGCCUUUACUGA
Molecule: messenger RNA, 1781 nt
Organism: Paramuricea clavata
Lineage: Eukaryota; Metazoa; Cnidaria; Anthozoa; Malacalcyonacea; Plexauridae
Source: the annotation of a GenBank genome assembly